AUGUAUCUAUGUGGCUACUAUGCGAGCAUAGUGUACCUACACCGUGUGGCGUAUGCGACGCUGCCGGCGACAGAAGAGGUUUUGUUGGCGCUGGCGGAGAUCUGGCACCUGGCAAUACAUUCUGUGGAGCUGGACCCCGGGGCCGCACUACCAGCCGAUAUGGUCUGGCCACUACUCAUGCUGGGUUCGGAAGAGAACACGCGGCUACGCAUCAAAUCUCUGACCUACCCGUCUCGUUGUGAAGAUGUCCGUCAAUUUCUCGCUUCGUUCCAGGCCUCGAAGAGCUUUACCUGA
Molecule: messenger RNA, 294 nt
Organism: Sporothrix brasiliensis 5110
Lineage: Eukaryota; Fungi; Ascomycota; Sordariomycetes; Ophiostomatales; Ophiostomataceae
Exons: 1
Coding region: 1-294 (97 amino acids)
Source: RefSeq, a predicted model, not a curated record